Closterium sp. Naga37s-1 is the source of this 2181-nucleotide messenger RNA. NCBI's taxonomy places the organism in Eukaryota, Viridiplantae, Streptophyta, Zygnematophyceae, Desmidiales, Closteriaceae. The record is from the annotation of a GenBank genome assembly.
AUGAUGGCAUCGCUACAGUCGCCACAGUCCGUUGGCAUGAUGCCACGUGGCUCAUCUCCGUUCUCUGUCCCCAGCAUCCGUCCCGGUAACACGGCCGGCAUGCAACUACCGUUUUCCUCACAUACUAACAGUAGGGAAGAUCCUACUAACGCAGCAGCGCCGGCAGCAGCAGCAAUAGCAGCGACCGCACAACCCACUCCCUUUGCAUCAGGAGCAGGGGCAGCAGCAGGAGCAGCAGCACAUGCAGGGGGGGGAGGUUCAGGAAUUCAAGGCAGUAGCGUCUCUGCAUGGGCUUUUCAAUCAUGGCCUCCUGGUGGUGCCAACCCUUUUGGGGAUGGUGCUAACCCUGCUAGUGGUGGUAAUCCUGGUGGCGGUGGUAUCCCUGGAGGCGUUAAUAACAGCUUCUGGAGUGGUGCUGCGCAGCAGGCAUGGGCAAUGGGAGGUGCUCCUUCAAUGGCGGCGAUGACAGCAGGGAUGGGCAUCGAUGCAGCUGCUGCCAGGCACUCGUCAUGGCACGAGGGGCAGCAACGGCCAUCCGACCCUUCUGUUCCCGGUUCUUCAACCCCUGCGUCUGCCUCUGCUGCUACCGCCAGCACCACAGCCACGAACAUCAACACCACAAGCAGCGCCGGCGGUUCUGCUUCCGGUGCAACUCCUGUUGCUGCUGCUGCUGCUGCCGCCGCUGCUACUUCUGCACCUGCAGCUGCUCCUGCUGCUGCUCCUGCUGCUGCUCCUCCUCUUCCUGCUGCUGCGGGCAGUGCGGGCAGCCUACCCCCAGUGGCAGCAUCGGCACCGCGGCUGAGCGCACCAGACGACGGGUACCACUGGCACAAGUACGGGCAGAAGUGCCUCAUGGAGCGCGAAUACGCCAGGGCGUAUUUCCGGUGUGCAAAGUACACCAUCGGUUGCACGGCCAAAAAGACCAUCGACAUUCCUCUCGUGCGAGCAGCCAUUUCCGGGGGUCUGAGAAUAGUCUACUCGGGAAAGCACUGCCACCCCCCUGCGCGCAACAUCCCCUUCCCCCCGGUUGCCGCCAGUCCGGGCAAUACUGGUAAGAAGGUCAGAUUGCGUGCUUCUGAUGUGCAAAGGCAGGGGACUGGAGGGAAAACGAUCCGAAGUUUUAAGGUGGCUGCGGCAGGGAGACGUGAAGAAGGGGGAGGAAGAGAAGGCAGGAGAGGAGGGGAGGAAAGAGAGGAGGGGGAGGGUAGGGAGAGGACGGAGAGCGAGGGGGUGGAUGGGCGAGAGGACGGGAUGAAGGGUGAGAGAGAGGAGGGAGAGGGAGGAGAGGGGGGUAGAAUGGGUGGUGGGAGGAGUGAGAGGAGUGAGCGGAGUGGGAGGAGUGAGAGGAGAGCGAAGAGUGGGAGGAGAGAGAGGAGUAGGAGGAGAGAGAGGAGUGGGAGGAGAGAGAGGAGUGAGGAUGGUGUGGAGCGAGAUAGCAGCCCCGAUAAGAGUGAGAGUGGUGGGAGGAGUGAGAGAAGCGGGAGGAGUGAGAGAAGCGGGAGGAGUGAGAGAAGCGGGAGGAGUGAGAGAAGCAGGAGUGAGGGUAGUGGAGGGUGCGGGAUUGGUGGGGGAUGCGGGAGUGGUGAGCGUGGUGGGAGGAGGGAGAGUGCUGAUAUGGUUGAGAGUGAGGAAGAUGUCAGAGCUAUGCACAGGGGCGGAGGCAUGGGGGAGGGCGGAUGGAUGGGGGAGGGCGGAGGCAUGGGCGAGGGCGGAGGGAUGGGGGAUGGCGGAGGCAUGGGGGAGGGCGGAGGCAUGGGGGACGGCGGAGGCAUGGGGGAGGGCGGAGGCAUGGGGGAGAGCGGAGCUAUGCACAGGGGCCAAGUUAUGGGGGAGGGCGGAGCAAUGGGCGGGUAUUGGGCAACGGGGGAGGGUGGAGCAGCACACUUGGUGACAGAGAUGGAGGGAGGUAGAGAGGAAGUGAGAGUAAGUGGAGGGGAGGUGAAGGAAGAGGAGGGAAGCGAUUUUGGAGAAGUUGUGGGGCGGGAAGACAGGAGGAGAGGAGUGGGGCGAGGGAGUGAGGGGAGAGUCGUGGGGCGCAGGAGCGAGGGGAGGGGAGUGUUGCGCGGGAGUGAGGGGACGGGAGUGAGGCGGCGGAGUGAGGUGGAGGGAGGGCGAGGCGAGGUCCAGCCAGGAACAGCAGCAGCAGGAGCAGCAGAAACAGCAAGAGAAACAGCUGCGUAG